CCGGUACAUGCUUUAUAAUUUAGCAAUUGUAUUUGAUUUAAUCAUAAAGUAGACAUGGCAUCAAACAUAUAUUCCUUUUGCAAACAAAUUCACCCUCCCACUACUGUUGAACAUUGCAUCUAUUGUAAUUUCUACAAUCAUCAAGAACAAAACCUAGUUAUAGCUGGAGCUACUGUUUUACGAAUUUAUAGACUUGUACCUGAAGCAGAUAUUCCAGUUACAGGGGAACCCAAAUUGAAACUAGAAUGUGUUCAAGUAUUUCCUUUGUUUGGCAAUGUCAUGUCAAUGCAGUCCAUACGCCUUGCAGGGUCUCCAAGGCAUGCUUUGCUUCUCAGUUUCAAGGAGGCUAAGCUUUCUCUAGUUGAGUAUGACCCUUCCACUCAUGAUUUGAAAACUUUAUCUCUACACUACUUUGAAGAAGAAGAUAUGAAGGCUGGAGCAAGUCAUCAUCCAUACACCCCUAUUGUGAGGUCGGAUCCGGACGGGCGCUGCGCCGCAAUGGUUGUGUAUGAGAGAAAUAUUGUAAUUCUCCCCUUUCGAAAAGAAAAUAUCACUGAAGAACAAGAUUCUUCUGUCACUAAUGCCAUUGCCUCAGGAGUAAAAACUCCUGUUUUAGCUUCAUAUACCAUUAAGUUAUCAGAAAUUGAUGAAAAAGUGAACAACAUUAAAGAUCUUCAAUUUUUGCAAGGGUAUUAUGAACCAACUCUGUUAUUGCUGUAUGAACCUUUGAGAACAUGGCCUGGGAGAGUUGCAGUUCGCCAGGAUACAUGUAGCAUUUUAGCUUUGUCUUUAAAUACUACUCAACGUGUUCAUCCUGUCAUUUGGUCUCUGAGUGGUUUGCCAUUUGACUGUCUGUAUGCAAUGGCUGUUCCAAAACCCAUUGGUGAAAAUGGGUAG
This is a messenger RNA of Uloborus diversus, 897 nucleotides long. Its product is annotated as cleavage and polyadenylation specificity factor subunit 1-like. The record is from RefSeq and is a predicted model, not a curated record. Gene Ontology annotation, cellular component: mRNA cleavage and polyadenylation specificity factor complex; nucleus. The coding region runs from base 55 to 897 and encodes 280 amino acids. The transcript is spliced from 8 exons. Lineage: Eukaryota; Metazoa; Arthropoda; Arachnida; Araneae; Uloboridae. Gene Ontology annotation, molecular function: protein binding.